AUGAGUCUUGCUAAAAAAGGUCUUUUCGAUGGUGAACUGCUCGGCAUCGGCUGCAGUAUUGCUGACAACGCGAUCUAUAUUGUCAAACAUGCAAAUAAUGUUCACUUCAUAGGGUUUAAUUUGGUUCCAAAGACCAUUCAGAUUGCUCGUGAAAAAGCUGAAAAGAAUCAAGUAAAUAUUCGAUUUGAAGUUGUGAAUAUUCUUGAUGAUCUUUUGAAAACCAGUACCAUCAAACAACAUUCAUACGACAUAUAA
Adineta ricciae is the source of this 255-nucleotide messenger RNA. NCBI's taxonomy places the organism in Eukaryota, Metazoa, Rotifera, Eurotatoria, Adinetida, Adinetidae. The record is from the annotation of a GenBank genome assembly.